AUGACCGCAAAUGACUAUAUCGAGGAACCUGGAACAGGACAGUGGCACACUAUCCAUGGCCAGUUCAAUUAUUCGGGGAGCUUCGGUUGGCAAAAGGAUGGACUGAGAGGGCACAUCUACUCCGAUAAGACAAACAGCACUGUCAUCAUUUCCCUGAAGGGCACUUCGCCGGCUCUUUUUGACGGCGCAGGUACCACAACAAACGACAAAGUCAAUGAUAAUCUCUUCUUCAGUUGUUGCUGCGGUCAAGGAGGCUCAUAUCUAUGGAGGCAGUCCUGCGAUUGCCAGACUGCUACGUUCACGGCAAAUUUGACAUGCAUCGUCGAUUCUAUGACCGACGAAAACCGGUAUUACCGGGCAGCGGUCGACCUAUACUCUAACGUUACCGAGAUCUACCCAGAUUCAAAUAUUUGGAUGACCGGUCAUUCGCUGGGUGGCGCAAUGACCAGUCUGGUUGGAUUGACGUUCGGGUUGCCUGUGGUCACUUUUGAGGCCAUCCCAGAGGCACUACCUGCAGCUCGGCUUGGCCUGCCAAGCCCGCCAGGCUAUGACCCACGAUUUCCACAGUCGCGACAGUUCACUGGAUCCUACCACUUUGGACAUACAGCAGAUCCAAUCUACAUGGGAACCUGCAAUGGAAUAAACUCUAUUUGUACAUGGGGCGGCUAUGCGAUGGAGUCAGUAUGUCAUACCGGACAGGUAUGCACAUAUGACACUGUGGCAGACAAGGGCUGGCGUGUUGGUCUUGGCACUCACAAGAUUCAAAACGUGAUUUCUGAUGUUAUCUUGAAAUACGACAGUGUUCCCUCAUGUGUCGCAGAAGAGGAAUGCUUCGACUGCGAACUCUGGAAGUUCUUCCGGAGCAACGGCUCUGAGAUUACCACUACUACAACUACCACCCCCACUGCAUCUCCCACUAGAACUUCUACGUGCAAGACCCCCGGCUGGUGGGGCUGUUUGGACGAUAGCACAACUGCUACAACUACUACAACUACUACUGCUACUGCUACUACUACUACGUCACUGCCAAGCACUGCCACUACUACGACAUGUUUGACUCCCGGUUGGUUCGGGUGCAAUGAUCCUACCACAACGGUCACACCAGCACCCACGGUGACCACCACUUUGCCCACAGUGACUGCAACGACCAGUUGUCACGACCCAGGGUGGUUUGGCUGCCGUGACGAAACUAGCACCGCCUCGCCCACAUCCGCGACCUGUAAUAGCCCGGGAAUGGUGUGGGGAUGUUGGGAUAAGUCCACUAACACGCCUGCGAUCACCUUGGCGCCCACUCCUACCAGCUAA
Penicillium digitatum Pd1 is the source of this 1305-nucleotide messenger RNA. RefSeq names its product triglyceride lipase ATG15 (gene atg15). Lineage: Eukaryota; Fungi; Ascomycota; Eurotiomycetes; Eurotiales; Aspergillaceae. Gene Ontology annotation, biological process: multivesicular body membrane disassembly; neutral lipid catabolic process; piecemeal microautophagy of the nucleus. Gene Ontology annotation, cellular component: membrane. The record is from RefSeq and is a predicted model, not a curated record. Gene Ontology annotation, molecular function: glycerophospholipase activity.